AACAUUAGUUUAUUUUCCAAUGGCUUCCCAAACUAACCAGCAACACUUUCUUCUCAUUCCAUUAAUGUCUCAAAGCCAUCUCAUUCCUUUCACAGAAAUGGCCAAAUUGUUUGCAUCAAAUGGUGUCACAGUUACCAUUGUUCUCACACCCCUUAAUGCUGCAAGGUUCAACAUGGUCAUUGAUCAAGCAAAAUCAUCAAACCUUAAAAUCCAAUUUCAAUUACUACCUUUUCCUUGUGUAGAAGCAGGUUUACCAAAAGGGUGUGAAAAUAUGGACACACUUCCUUCUCCUAAAUAUCAACCUUUGUUUUUUGCAGCUUGCAAUAUGCUUAAAGAACCUCUUGAAAAUUGGCUUUCAGGAUUGGAAAAACUACCUAGUUGCAUUGUUUCUGAUAUAUGUCUUCCUUGGACUUCAAAUGUUGCAUCAAAAUUCAACAUUCCAAGAGUUGUGUUCCAUGCAAUUUCUUGCUUCACACUCUUGUGUUCACAUAACAUUAGUCUCUCCAAAGUUCAUGAAAAGGUCGACUCAAUGUCGACACCUUUUGUUGUACCGGAUUUGCCUGACACAAUUGAAUUUACGAAAGCACAGUUACCUGAGGUGAUGAAGCAGGAUUCAAAGGCAUGGAAAGGAGCUAUUGAUCAAUUCAAAGAAUCUGAACUCUCAGCACAAGGGAUAUUGGUGAAUACUUUUGAGGAGCUGGAGAAGGUUUAUGUUAGAGGUUAUGAGAAAGUUGCUAAAAAGGUUUGGUGUAUAGGACCACUUUCCUUGCAUGACAGGUUAACCUUCAACAAGUUUGGUAAAGACGAUAAGGGAUUCAUCGACGAUUCCGAAACCAAAUGUCUAAAGUUUCUUAUUUCAAACAAAGCUUGUUCUGUCAUCUAUGCAUGUUUUGGUAGUUUAUCUUUCAUUCCUACUUCACAACUAAAGGAACUUGCUUUAGGAUUGGAAGCAUCAAACCAUCCAUUCAUUUGGGUGAUUGGAAAAAAUGAUUGUUCUAUUGAAUUAGAGAAGUGGUUAAAAGAAGAGAAUUUUGAAGAGAGGACUAAAGGAAAAGGAGUUAUAGUUAAAGGAUGGGCUCCACAAGUUGAAAUAUUGUCACAUCCUUCAACUGGUGGAUUUUUAUCUCAUUGUGGUUGGAAUUCAACAAUGGAAGCAAUUUCAAGUGGUGUACCAAUGAUAACUUGGCCAAUGUUUGCUGAACAAUUCUUUAAUGAGAAGUUGAUUGUGCAAGUGCUUAAGAUUGGUGUGAGGAUUGGUGUUGAGGCUUUUGUUGAUCCAAUGGAGAUAUAUAAAGGUGAGAAAGUGUUGGUGAAGAAAGAGGAUGUGAAGAGGGCUAUUGAAAAUCUUAUGGAGAAUGGUGUGGAAGGAGAACAGAGAAGAAACAAAGCAAAAGAGAUAAAAGAUAUGGCUUAUAAGGCUGUUGAAGAUGGUGGAUCUUCUGAUUCAAAUUGCAAAUUGUUUAUACAAGAGAAAUUGUAGAGAAAAGUUCAUAAUCAAUAUUAAGCAUACCAAAAAAGUUCUAUUGUGACAAUAGAUUAUGUCAUCAGAGACUAAUUUAUAAAAGACUUGACUUUACAAA
Molecule: messenger RNA, 1580 nt
Organism: Medicago truncatula (barrel medic)
Lineage: Eukaryota; Viridiplantae; Streptophyta; Magnoliopsida; Fabales; Fabaceae
Product: UDP-glycosyltransferase 73C5
Exons: 1
Coding region: 20-1480 (486 amino acids)
Molecular function (GO): UDP-glucosyltransferase activity
Source: RefSeq, a predicted model, not a curated record